AUGUCUGUGUUACAAAGGAGUGAUUCCACCCUUAUUCGAGAGGUGUACGCGGAAAAUCUGGAGGAAGAGUUCAGCGUGAUUCGUGGAAUUGUGGAGCAGUAUCCGUUUAUUUCCAUGGAUACAGAAUUUCCAGGCAUUAUCUACAAAGAAUGGAGAAGCACCGAAGAAGGAAAAUACAGUAAUUUCCGACGUAAUGUCGAUGUCUUAAAGCUUGUUCAACUUGGUCUGACCUUCUUCGAUGAGAAGGGAAAUUUGCCCUCCAUCGACGGACAACAUCUUUGCUGGCAGUUCAAUUUCCGAGAGUUCAAUCCGAAUCACGACCUUUCUGCGCCAGAUUCGCUGAGGCUGCUACACGAGAGUGGCAUCAAUUUUGCCAAAAAUAUGGAAAAUGGGGUCGAUGUGACAAGAUUUGACACUCUAUUUACGAUGUCGGGUCUGGUUCAAAAUGCAAGAAUGCGCUGGAUUACCUUCCACGGGGCCUACGACUUCGCCUUCCUAAUGAAGAUGCUGAUCGGCAGUUAUCUGCCCGAUUCGUUGGACAGAUAUCAGAGCCUGUUAAACACGUAUUUCCCGGUGAUAUAUGAUCUGAAAUUUAUGAUAAGUUUGACACCUUAUGAUGGUGGCCUAAGAGGGUUGGGACUUGCACUGAAUGUGGAGAGACUCGGGACUGCGCACCAAGCAGGAUCGGACAGCCUGCUCACAGCUGGUGUUUUCGUCAAGCAAGGGAGCGAUCGACAUGUAUGCUGGGAAGGUCUUUGUUUGGGAACAACUCAUGGAGACAACAGCGGAAACAUCAACGUCUUCAUCUAUGUGGAUCAACUGCUUAACCCUCUAGUGUGGACCAAAGGGGCAACUGGGGCAGAGGAACACUUAGAUGGGCGGAACGAGGAUAAAGGGAUUCUUGAGCAGCUGGAGGAUUUCGGUAAGGUUGUUGACGAUCUAGAAAAUAUUGAUGUGACCAAUCGAUGA
Molecule: messenger RNA, 969 nt
Organism: Salvia splendens (bonfire salvia)
Lineage: Eukaryota; Viridiplantae; Streptophyta; Magnoliopsida; Lamiales; Lamiaceae
Product: probable CCR4-associated factor 1 homolog 6
Exons: 3
Coding region: 1-969 (322 amino acids)
Cellular component (GO): CCR4-NOT complex
Molecular function (GO): nucleic acid binding; poly(A)-specific ribonuclease activity
Source: RefSeq, a predicted model, not a curated record